This is a messenger RNA of Sphaerodactylus townsendi, 7672 nucleotides long. It is a transcript of the gene PRP4K, whose product is annotated as pre-mRNA processing factor 4B. Bases 35 to 3124 code for a protein of 1029 amino acids. Gene Ontology annotation, biological process: mRNA cis splicing, via spliceosome; peptidyl-threonine phosphorylation; peptidyl-serine phosphorylation. The record is from RefSeq and is a predicted model, not a curated record. Gene Ontology annotation, molecular function: ATP binding; protein serine/threonine kinase activity. The transcript is spliced from 15 exons. NCBI's taxonomy places the organism in Eukaryota, Metazoa, Chordata, Lepidosauria, Squamata, Sphaerodactylidae.
UACGCCGCUGCCUCAGCGGAGGCUCUCACAGCGCAUGCGCCACGGCCCAGGGUCGGCCUCAGCGCUCAGCAGCGGCGGCGGAAAAGGAGUUCGGAAGUUCAAAAUGGCCGCGGCAGCGAUGGUGGAGUCAGGGCUGACGGGUCACGGAAUUGAAGAUGCUGAGAUUUCAGAGCGAAGUGCCAAUGAAGAAAAUGGGGACAUUUCAGAAGCUGAACCACUUCAAAACAAGCAUAGCAGACAUAAAAAAAAGAAACAUAAACACAGAGGAAAACAUAAGAAACACAAACAUUCUUCAGAGGACGAUAAAGACAAAAAGCAUAAACAUAGACACAAGCAUAAGAAACAUAAACGGAAGGAGGUUGCUGAUGCCUCUGAUAAAGAAGACGGGCCAACAAAAAGAACUAAAAUUGAUUUCUUAGCCCCUCUGGAAGACUUGGAAAAACAACGAGCAUUGCUAAAGGCUGAACUUGAAAAUGAGUUAAUGGAAGGAAAAGUUCAGUCUGGGAUGGGAUUAAUAUUGCAAGGUUAUGAGUCAGGUUCUGAAGAAGAGGGAGAGAUCAAUGACAAGGUUAGAAAUGGAACUAGAUCUGCAACUAAAUCCUCCAGCAUUAAGGGAAAACAGGAGAUUGCAGACAAAACUAUUUCAAAGAAACGGAGUAGAAGUAAAUCAAAAGAACGGACUCGACACAGAUCUGAUAAAAAGAAAAGUAAGUCAGGAGUUGAUGGGAUCAAAGAGAAAACAACUAGAAGUAAGUCAAAAGAAAGAAGAAAAUCCAAAAGCCCAUCUAAAAAAACCAAGUCACAAGACCUCGUAGGAAAGUCAAAAUCUCCAACUCUUAAAAGGCGCUCUCAAGAGAAAAAUAGGAAAUCCAGAUCUCCUCCUGAGGAAAAGACUAAAGUGGAAGAGAAGAGUAAAUCAAGAGAUCAUAAAAAAUCUCCAAUUGUCAGUGAAAGUAAAAGUAGAGAUCGUGGCAAAAAAUCCAAAUCUCCAGUAGAACUAAGAAGCAAAUCCAAAGACAGACGAUCAAGGUCCAAAGAUCGAAAAUCCAGGAGACUGGAGACUGAUAAAGAAAAGAAACCUACUAAGUCUCCUUCUAAAGAUGCUUCAUCAGGGAAAGAAAACAGGUCUCCUAGUAGGAGACCAGGCCGCAGCCCUAAAGGGAGAAGUUUGUCUCCAAAACUGCGUGAGAAGCCAAGACGCAGCAGAUCGCCUCUUGUUAAUGAUCGCCGGUCUAAGCAGAGUAAAUCACCAUCUCGAAACAGAUCUCCAGGUAGGAGAGCAAAGAGCAGGUCAGUAGAGAGAAAAAGAAGAGAAUCAGAAAGGAGGCGGUUUUCCUCACCAAGAACACGAACUAGAGAUGAUAUCCUCUCUAGACGUGAAAGAUCAAAAGAUGCCAGCCCACCUAGGUGGUCCCCAUCCAGAAGAAGAUCCAGAUCUCCCAUUAGGCGACGAUCUCGUUCACCUCUUCGCCGUAGCCGGUCUCCAAGAAGGCGUAGUCGAUCUCCUAGGAGGAGAGAUAGAGGUCGACGAAGUAGAUCUCGUCUUAGGAGGAGAUCCAGGUCACGGGGUGGCCAUAGACGGAGGAGUAGGAGCAAAAUAGAAGAUAAAUUUAAAGGAAGUCUUUCUGAAGGAAUGAAAGCUGAGCAAGAUUCUUCAUCAGAUGAAAACCUUGAAGACUUUGAUGUUGAAGAAGAAGAUGAAGAAGCUCUCAUAGAACAGAGAAGGUUACAGAGACAAGCAAUUGUGCAGAAAUACAAGUAUUUAGCUGAAGACAGUAACAUGUCUGUGCCAUCUGAACCAAGCAGUCCCCAGAGCAGUACUCGUAGUCGCUCAAAUUCGCCUGAUGACAUUCUGGAACGGGUAGCUGCAGAUGUUAAAGAGUACGAGCGGGAAAAUGUGGACACUUUUGAGGCCUCUGUGAAAGCCAAGCACAACCUCAUGGCUGUUGAGCAAAAUAAUGGUUCAUCUCAGAAGAAAAUCAUAGCACCUGACAUGUUCACAGAAUCUGAUGACAUGUUUGCUGCAUAUUUUGAUAGCGCACGCCUUAGGGCUGCUGGCAUUGGAAAAGACUUCAAAGAAAACCCUAACCUCAGGGAUAACUGGACUGAUGCGGAAGGAUAUUAUCGUGUUAAUAUUGGUGAAGUUCUAGAUAAACGUUACAAUGUAUAUGGCUAUACUGGCCAAGGAGUUUUCAGUAAUGUGGUUAGGGCCAGAGAUAUGGCAAGAGCAAAUCAAGAAGUGGCUGUCAAAAUCAUCAGGAACAAUGAGCUCAUGCAGAAAACUGGUCUAAAAGAAUUAGAAUUCUUGAAAAAACUCAAUGAUGCAGACCCAGACGAUAAGUUCCAUUGUUUGCGAUUGUUCCGUCAUUUUUAUCACAAGCAGCACCUCUGUCUGGUAUUUGAACCACUCAGUAUGAAUUUGCGAGAGGUUCUAAAGAAGUAUGGAAAGGAUGUUGGUCUCCAUAUAAAGGCUGUGCGAUCCUAUAGUCAGCAGCUAUUUCUGGCAUUAAAACUUCUGAAAAGGUGUAACAUCUUGCAUGCAGAUAUAAAGCCAGAUAAUAUUUUGGUGAAUGAAUCUAAAACCAUACUAAAGCUCUGUGACUUCGGAUCAGCUUCUCAUGUAGCUGAUAAUGACAUCACGCCAUACCUUGUCAGUCGAUUUUAUCGAGCUCCUGAAAUUAUUAUAGGCAAAAUCUAUGACUACGGUAUAGAUAUGUGGUCUGUAGGCUGUACACUGUAUGAACUUUACACAGGAAAAAUAUUGUUUCCUGGGAAAACCAAUAAUCAUAUGUUGAAGCUUGCUAUGGACCUCAAGGGAAAGAUGCCAAACAAGAUGAUCCGAAAAGGUGUGUUUAAAGAUCAACACUUCGAUCAAAAUCUCAACUUUAUGUAUAUAGAGGUAGAUAAAGUAACAGAAAGGGAAAAAGUAACUGUCAUGAGCACCAUCAAUCCCACGAAGGAUCUACUAGCAGAUUUAAUUGGGUGCCAGCGCCUCCCUGAAGACCAGCGUAAAAAGGUUCACCAACUGAAGGACUUAUUGGACCAGAUCCUUAUGUUAGACCCAGCUAAACGGAUUAGUAUCAACCAGGCUCUGCAGCAUGCCUUCAUCCAGGAGAAAAUUUAAAUCCAGUGAAGAAGUUCAAAGGGUUUGAAUAGUUAAUAUACAAAGACUGAUGAGAUUUCACAGCAGUUUAUAAGUGUACAUAGAACAUAUAAAUAAUAAUUUCCCUGCAGAGUUGAGGAAGAAUGGUAUAUUUGAAUUAACAUCAAGGCUGAUAUUUCUUUUAGAAAUGUUAGAGUAAAUCUGUUUGUCUCUCCUGUGAAGAUUUUUUUUUUCCACCGUAGAACCGUUUCAAUUGCCAACACUGCACAGAAGUACAACGCUAAUGCCUAUGGUUGCAGUUCCUAUAAACACACCAAACACACGCAUUCUGUCAAACACGAAAUCUGUUAAGAAAGAUCAGACUGGGUGGUUGAUUUUGUUUUUUAGCAGAUUUGGCUUCAUUUUUGUCUCUGCAAAAUGGCCAGCAUAAAUGCUGUUUAUAUUACGUUUUCCUAGGUGUGUGUGCGUGCAGGCCACAGCAGCAUGCCCUUGGUGUAGUCAGUGCCGAAGGGGGUCUUGUUCCUUCUUGAGCCUGCCCGCAGGGAUGGUCUCCUCUUUUAAAGCAGGUUGUGUACAACUUUCAGUACACUGAAGGUAAGCUAAACCAUCAACAUCACUGGUGUUUAAGUUUCUGUACUGGGGCAACUGACAAAUGAGGGUCAAUAGCUUUGUAGCAGAAUUUCCUGCAUGUUUGAGAAAUGAACUUGUUUUUUGUUUUCUGGCAUUACAACUGGCAUAAUUCCCACUUCUGUUUGAUCAUCACAUUUUUAAAAAAAUUGGGCGAGUGUGCACUUGAUGGAGAGAGCGCCUUCAGUGUACUGUUUAUUACCUUCAUUUUUUAAAAAAAAAUCAGCUUGCUCUAUAUAUAUAUAGACUUUAUAUACAUUUUGUUAAAUACAGUUCACUACGGCAUAGACCCAGAGCUAAGAAAAGAGUUUUCAUUUACUAACAGCGAAUAUUGAACUCCGAUUCCAAAAGUUAUCUCAUGGCCAGAUAGAAAACAUCAUAAUAAACUUUUUAGCUAUUUGUAUGUCAUUUGAAAGUGUACUGCUUUAUGCUAAAGGUGUUUUUUUUUUAAUUUGUUCACUGUUUUCAUUAUUUGUGAUCAUGUUGUCUUUCAAUACAGGCAUAAACCUUCCACUCUUGAACAAAGCAGCUGCUUUUUAAAAGCGGUAAUUGCUUCUUUACCUUUUAUUUCUUUUGUAAAUGAAAUUUUCUUUAAGAAAUGUGACUUUAAAGUGUUGUCUCUUGCAUAAAACAGUUGACAUUCACUUAUUGUGAAGUGAAGAUUGUUCUGCUGCAUGUAAAGUGGACCAUGCAGAUUUCUGUAUGUUUUCAGUAUGCAUCAUUAGAUAAUAAAGUCUUUUGUGAACAAGGCAUUGGUAGCCAUUUUUAAAAGAUUUUUUUUUGUCUCCAGUGUUCCCGACUCAGGUAAUCCAUAAGAAGAAAUCUUCAUGUUUGAUAGCCCAUUAAUUAAAUCAGUUACUAAAAGAUACAGUCCUUUGAAAAUAUUAGACUAAUUACUGACUUCGUAGUGUAAAUAACCCCAUUUCCCCCAGCACCCUACAGAUACUGUCUGCUUUCAUUAUAAUGAAAUUUAUUCCUGUACAUUUUGGGAUUGGAUACAGGUUUUAACUAAUGUUUGUGCUGUUUUUCUUACUUUUCCUUUUUGAUGGUGCUGAGAGACAAAGGAAAGCAAGUCACAGGCCACUCAACGCCUACUCCAGGGGGUCUGGUUUGCUGAGACACCAACUUCACCUUCCUAACAAGGUUAUUUCUGACAGCAUGUGUAGAUAAAACUUUAGCAGCAAUGUAAAUGGUAGUUUGUUGUUCAUCACGAGGAUCCCCAAAUCAGUGAUAUCAUGAUUGCCGGUCCAGUUCUUGGGUAAAAAGUGAUCAAUUUUGUGCUUGUACAUUUUGUGUAUAUUUCCACAGCUAUAUGAAGCCACAGUCACAGGUGCUUUGUAAAAGCCCCCUAAAUAGGAUUUUUAACCCAUUUAGGCAUGUAGUUGCUUCCAGUGUGCACAGUUCAGUGCAGUUAGUUAUAUUGCUUGUGGAAUGCUCCUCAUGAGAUGCUCUCCACUGUGACAACAUAGUGAACCACAAAGGAGACAAAAGGUGGGUGAUGUUACCUGCCUGUUUUGGACCUUCUGCUCUGUCUCCUCCUCUUCAUUUUAAUGUUACUUUAUAAGUAGUAAAUGUAUUUCUCUCUCAACUUACUUAAAAUGUUUCUUGUCCGUGCAGGAGGCAGAAUGCAGCAUUGCCACUCGAAGAAGUAGAUUACUUGAUAGUUAUUUGCACACAAAAGUAAUGUGCAGAGCUUUGGUGACCCUUUCAACCUAACUUGCACAUCUCGUGGCAGUCUGACACAGAUGUUGUAAAGUUCUGUCGCCUCCAUCACUGUUACACAAAUAGUGAAAAGAGCUGGUCUUGUCAACUCCAGUAGCAGCAGCGUGCCUUAUGGUUACAUAAUUUUAAGCCCUUCUCAAGAAAAGCAAGGAGUUGCUUGUUUACUUGUUCUUUGUGUUGUAGGUGCCGUUCAAAGGAAGAUGAUGGCAACCAGAAGACAUGAACAAAGGUUUCUGUUCUAUAAAAGAUAUGAAAAACAUUCUUCCAUUUAGUUAUGUCCGGGUUUUUUUUCCCCCCAGUUCACAGCACUCAGAUUUAGGUGCCAAUUAUACCCUUGCCACACUGGCAGGUUUUAGCGUAGCACUAAUGUGGCAUUUUUUUAAAAAACAUGUAAAAUGUUGUCUGUUUUGUUUUUUGAGUGAUGUGAUUUUUGUUGUGAUAAAAUUGAGGUAGGAUGUUUUAAAUAUUGUAUUAUUAUAUUUUAUCUCCUUGGCAAAGAUCAACCAAACAUUAGGGUAAAAUAGACCAAUAGGAUCGCUAAUGUGCUCUUUUAAAAAAAGAAGUAUGAAAUAGAGCAGCCUUCGUUGCUUAAGAGUAUCCAUAAUUUAUGCAGAAUAAAUAUUAAUAUUGCUGUGGAUUUGUCAGGUGGGCCUAGAUUCUUCAGACCCUUUUCGCUUUUUGACAGCACAGAUUGGCUGUGGGGUUGUGUGCCUGAAAGCCAGCAGAGACUAUGUAGAUCUGCCUAAAUUAGGUCUGUGUAAGUCUCAUCCAAAUCCAUUAUUUGGUAAGAGGCGGCUGGAUGGUGCUGUGUUUUUCUCCCAUGCUGUUCUCUGUAAACUUUACACUGAGUGGAAUACAGAUUUUUUUGGACCAUCAUAGCAUCUGUUGUACUAAGGUUGAGAUGUGCAAACCCCAGAAAAAAAGAGAUCUAUGCAUUGGCACUGGUCAGUCAAGCGAAUAUCCUGCUUUUAUAAUGAUGCAGCAGGUUAGGAAAUGCGUUAUGGGAAUUCUUUUUUGGAACCUAUAUGUUCAUCACUGUUUUUGUGCUACAGUGUAGGUUGACAUGCCAUAAAUGGUUUUUUGUUUAUGAUUUUGGUAAAUCUGAUGUGGCUUUAUCACUUUCCUUUGCUAACGAUGUGUUUCCCUCCCUGUGUAGGGUAAGUGGCAGAAAACCUGUGAGAAAACAUUUGCAUGGAUUGACGUGCUCAAGAGGCAGAUCAGUCUAUGAAAAUACCGAACGCUGGUAUCUUUGGCAAGCUGUAAUGUAACCUUGUGUAACAAAAUGUAAAGUGGUAAUUUCCUGCAAGAUAAUAAAAAUACCUUUGGAAAUCAUCUGUUAACAUUUACUUGUAAUUUCUAUGAAGUUGAUUCGGUUUAAAAAAACCCUGUUAAACAUUAGACACCCAGACAAUUUAGUGUUUGGUUCAAAAGAAGGUCACUGUAUUAAUUUACUGUUUCUUUGGCUCUGCUUUCCUCUCGUGAAGGAGGCAUUGCAGCAGAACAGUAAUAAUUUAAUCUUUAUCUCCUGCUCCAAAACUGAGUUGAUAAUUUAGUUUAAUUCAUGAGUGCACUUUAACUAUUCUUAAGGCAGUUGUUAUCCAUAAAUGUUUAGGUGACACUUGUGGUUUUGGGGUCACAUUUGUAUAUCUUAAAAACAUAUGAUUUAGUUCUUAUUUGUUUUUCCUCAGAACAGUUUUGCAGGUGUUACCAUAAGGGGAUUUCUGAUUCAAGGCAAUCAUUAAUAGUUAGGUGGGUGUUUUUUCUCCUUAGAUCUUGCUUUCUCAAGUAAAUUGCUUUUUUUGUGAAAGCAUUCAUUCAUCCAUUCAUUGUUUGGAUUAUAUUGACACGAAACUCAUGUAUAAACAAUAUGUGCUGGUUACGUGAAGGGAGAGCACAGAGUACUUACUGAUGAUAACAAACUGGGAGACUUUUUCUUGCAAGCUUAUAUGAAUGUCACCCAUUUUCUGAGUUAACGGAAAAUGAUCCAAAGCUCGUUAUCAAGCAAGACUUCUACCUAAAUCUUUCUGCACUCUUCGUGACACCAUUCUGGUAACACAGACAGAACCUUUAUCAUUUCAUGGCCUUUUAUCACCAUUGUUUCCAAACCUGUUUUCUAUGUACUUGUGUGUGCUCAUCUGCCAUCUGAGGGUAACACUUCAUGUAUCUGAUGGAAUAGUCUUUAUUCAAAAUUAUGCUGCAAUAAAUUAAUCUUUAACAGAU